Messenger RNA from Vicia villosa (hairy vetch), 702 nucleotides. RefSeq lists its product as uncharacterized. The record is from RefSeq and is a predicted model, not a curated record. Bases 1 to 702 code for a protein of 233 amino acids. The transcript is spliced from 3 exons. NCBI's taxonomy places the organism in Eukaryota, Viridiplantae, Streptophyta, Magnoliopsida, Fabales, Fabaceae.
AUGGGGUGUCUCUUACUUGUUGAAACUGGUUUUGGGAUUUGGUAUGCAUUCCAUGCAGACAUGCUUGUGCAGAAAUUAGCUAUAGAUGAUGUUUUAUUGUUUAGUAGGGGUGAUUACCAUUCUGUUGAGCUUCUCCUUGCAACUUUCAAGGAGUUUUCUGAAUCCACAGGUCUGGAAGUGAAUCCUUACAAAUGCAAUAUGUUUUGCAGUGGCAUGGAUGAAGAAACAAUGAGAAAAAUCAUAAGCCUUUCAGGAUUCAGUGUUGGUAGCCUUCCGGUAAGAUACCUAGGUAUUCCCUUAACUUGUAAGAAGCCAAGCAUAGCACAAUACCUGCCUCUGAUUGAGAGAAUUGUUGGUAAGAUAAGACAUUGGACUACCAAGUUGCUUAGUACUACAGGUCGUAUCCAGUUAGUUAAAAGUGUGACCACUGCAGUAGCUCAGUAUUGGAUGAAUUGCUUCCCUAUUCCCAAAUGUGUGAUUCACAAGAUUGACUCUAUAUGUAGAUCUUUUAUAUGGGCUGGUAAAGAGAAAAGUAGAAAGAGCCCUGUGGCUUGGAAAACAAUGUGCAGCCCUAUGAGGAAGGUUGGUCUUAACAUCAUAAAUUUGGAAGUAUGGAAUAGAAUUGCAAUGCUGAAGUGUCUUUGGAACAUUAGUAUGAAAGAGAUAAUAUGUGGGUGUGUUGGGUCCAUGGUUAUUUUCUGA